This is a messenger RNA of Colletotrichum costaricense, 378 nucleotides long. RefSeq lists its product as uncharacterized. The transcript is spliced from 3 exons. The record is from RefSeq and is a predicted model, not a curated record. NCBI's taxonomy places the organism in Eukaryota, Fungi, Ascomycota, Sordariomycetes, Glomerellales, Glomerellaceae. The coding region runs from base 1 to 378 and encodes 125 amino acids.
AUGGAGGUCCGGGGCCGCGUCCGGUCCGAUGCCGAGUGCGGUGGCAGUGCCGUCGGUCCCGUGAUGUCGCGUCUAAAUCAGUUUUCGGCGGCUUCUCGGGAAUGGCCUGCUCAGCUGCUCGGUGAGGCCGCGAAUCAGAUGCCAUCCAAGCCUUUCUGUCUUCGCAUGGGCGAGCUGAAGGAGACAGGAGUCAUCGGUACGGGCUUCUCCUCUGCUCACUCCGCACACGCGCAGCUUCCAGUUCACACGGCAGCGGACGACUUGUUCCAGGGACGGCUUGAAAGAUCGUACCCUCUGAGUGCGCAUCCCGGUGUGGCCGCUGGGUACGGUGUUUGGCUGCUUAGCAGGAACGCCAAAAGCCCUUUGGCUUUCCGCUGA